GGAGGAGCAGGUGCUGAUUUUUGCCUGCCUGGUGCCGGGGUUCCCAGCCGUAGUGUCGUCCUGGGGGCCGUGUACACUGGAGACCCUGAUCAACCCCAGCCCCAGUGCAGCUGACGCAAAGAUAUAUCCAGAAGAAAUCACUCCACUCCUGCCAGCCGUAUCAGGGGAAAAGGUUGCUGAGGACCAAACAUGCUUUUUUCUUCAAAUACUGUUGAAAUAUAUGGUUAUCCAGGCCGCCAGCCUGGAGUGGAGGAACAAGGAGAAUCAGGAAACUGGGUUUAAAUUUCUCUUCACGUUGUUUCGAAAGUAUUAUCUUCCCCAUUUGUUUCCGUCGUUUACGAGGCUGACGAACGUCUACAAGCCUGUGCUCGACACCCCCCACUCCAGGCCGAAGCCGGUGUACGUCACGACAACUCGAGACAAUGAAAACAUUUACAGCACGAACGUCCCUUACAUGGCAGCUCGAGUUGUUUUUAUUAAGUGGAUUGUAACUUUCUUUCUGGAAAAAAAGUAUCUAACGGGCACACAAAACACUAAAAAUGGAGCCGAUGUCCUGCCUAAAAUCAUCCAGACCGUCGGGGGUGGAGCUGGGGCGCAGGAGAGGACACCGGAGCUGGACGGCGGCGGGGCGGCCGAGCAGGACAGAGGCCCUUCCAACAGCAGCACCCUGUCCGACCGCAGGCGCAGCAGCGGCAGCCUCUGCAGCGUCGACGAGGAGCACCGGCCGGUGUACGAGAUGGUGCAGCGCAUCCUCCUGUCCACGCGCGGCUACGUCAACUUCGUGAAUGAGGUGUUUCGCCAGGCAUUUCUGCUGCCUUCCUGUGACAUAGCCAUCACCAGAAAAGUGGUUCAAGUGUACAGAAAGUGGAUCCUCCAAGACAAACCCGUGUUCAUGGAGGAACCGGACGUAAAGGAAGCUGCCCAAGAAGAUGCUGAGAAGUUGGGAUUUUCAGAGACGGAUACCACGGAGGCCUCGUCGGAAAGUUCCGGUCACAAGCGGUCUUCCAGCUGGGGUCGCUCCUACUCGUUCACCAGCGCGGUGAGCAGAGGCUGCGUGACAGAGGAGGAGAACAGGAGCGUGAAGGCGGGGGCCCAGGCCGCGCUGCAGGUCUUUUUGACAAACGCUGCAAACGUCUUUUUGCUGGAACCAUGUGUUGAAGUUCCCGUGCUCUUGAAAGAGCAAGUUGAUGCCUGUAAGGCUGUUUUGAAUAUUUUUAGGCGCAUGAUAAUGGAACUUACAAUGAAUAAAAAGACGUGGGAACAGAUGUUGCAAAUACUCCUCAGGAUAACAGAAGCUGUCAUGCAGAAGCCGAAGGAUAAGCAAAUAAAGGACUUGUUUGCCCAGAGCUUGGCAGGGUUACUGUUCAGGACACUCAUCGUGGCCUGGAUCCGGGCAAGCCUCUGCGUGUACGUGUCCCGAGAGCUCUGGGACGACUUCCUCGGGGUGCUGUCCUCCCUCACCGAGUGGGACGAGCUCAUCAGCGAGUGGGCCAACAUCAUGGACUCCCUGACGGUGGUGCUCGCCAGAACCGUCUACGGCGUCGAGAUGACAAACCUGCCUCUGGACAAAUUAAGUGAACAAAAGGAAAAGAAGCAGCGAGGCAAAGGCUGUGUUCUUGAUCCUCAGAAAGGAACCACGGUGGGGAGGUCCUUUUCUCUGAGCUGGCGGAGUCACCCCGAUGUGACGGAGCCCAUGCGGUUCAGGAGUGCCACCACGUCUGGGGCGCCGGGAGUCGAGAAGGCCAGAAGCCUCGUUCGCCAGAAAGCAGCCGAGGUCGAAGACAGUGCACAGUCAGAAAACGCACCUGCAGCCGAGCCCGGGCGCCUGGCGGCAGCCGAGCCCCAGCACGUGGUCCGGAGCAGCAGCACGCCUGACGUCACGGGGCCGCUGUGCCCCUGCGCGCCUCCGGGUACCAGCGCUUCCGGUACUCACGGGACCGCGGGCUCUGGCCGCGAUGAAGCUGCAGGGCCAAAGGUGGAAAAUGCACAGACGGGGAGUUCUUCAGAGCCCAAGCCUGUUCAGGAGAACAAAGGACACGUGAAGAAAGAGCAUGAGGGCAUGACAAUCUUAGUCCGAAGAAGCAGCAGCCCGGCUGAAUUGGACUUAAAAGAUGACUUACAGCAGACGCAAGGGAAAUGCAGGGAAAGACAGAAGAGUGACAGUGUCAGCAGUGACACAGCCCUGAGCUACAGCACAGAGGCAGAGCUGGCCCUGAGCCCGUGGCUGACCUGUGAGGAGGACCCCGAACUGAGCUCUCCCACGGAUGCUGCGACUGACUCCGACGCCCGCCAUUGGCUACAGCUUAGUCCCACUGAUGCUUCCAACUUGACAGAUAGCAGCGAGUGCCUCGCCGACGACUGCAGCAUCGUCGCCGGGGGGACCCUCGCCGGCUGGCACCCAGACUCCGCCGCCGUGUUGUGGCGGAGGGUCCUGGGAAUCCUCGGGGACGUGAAUAAUAUCCAGUCACCCCAGAUCCACGCCAGGGUUUUCGGCUACCUCUAUGAGCUCUGGUACAAACUAGCCAAGAUACGGGACAAUCUAGCAGUGAGCCUGGAUAACCAGUCUUCUCCGUGUCCUCCCACCCUGACCCCUCCGCUCAGAAUGUUUGCGUCAUGGCUGUUUAAGGCGACGACUUUGCCAAAGGAGUAUAAGGAAGGCAAACUCCAAGCCUACAAGCUCAUCUGUGCCAUGAUGACCAGACGCCAGGACGUGCUGCCCAGCUCGGACUUCCUGGUGCACUGCUACCUCGCCAUGCACCUGGGCUUAACCAGCGACGACCAGGAUGUCUUAAACACCAUCAUAAGGCACUGCCCACCUCGCUUUUUCUCCCUGGGUCUGCCCGGCUUCUCCAUGCUGCUGGGGGACUUCAUCGCAGCCGCAGCCAGGGUCCUCAGUGCAGACACGCUGGCGGCACCUCGUCCAGAAGCUCUCACCAUUCUCGGGUCUCUGGUCUGCUUUCCAAAUACCUACCGGGAGAUCCCUCUGCUGCAGUCAGUACCGGAGGUGACUGACCUCGUCCCUGGGACAGAAGAUGUCAAGCAUUACCUCAUAAGUAUCCUACUGAAGAAUGCCACAGAGGAGCCAAAUGAAUGUGCCAGAUGCAUCGCCAUCUGCUCCCUGGGGGUCUGGAUAUGUGAGGAGCUCGCGGAGCGCACAGGCCACCCUCAGCUGAAGGAGGCUGUCAACGUCAUUGGUGUCACUUUGAAGUUUCCUAACAAAAUCGUGGCCCAGGUAGCCUGUGACGUCCUUCAGCUGCUGGUUUCCUACUGGGAAAAGCUUCAGGUCUUUGAAACCUCUCUGCCUCGGAAAAUUGCAGAACUCAUCGUGUCCCUGCUGCUCUGCCUCCUGGACUGGUGCAUGGCCUUGCCCCUGAGCGCCCUCCUCCACCCGGUGUGCACGGCGGCCCUGGAGCAGCCCUCGCCCCGAGCCCCCCUGCUGGACUACGUCUACAGGGUUUUGCACUGCUGCGUUUGUGGCUCGAGCACAUACACCCAACAGAGCCACAAAACCCUGACGCUGGCUGACCUGUCAUCCACGGACUACGACCCCUUCCUGCCCCUGGCCAACGUGAAGAAUUCUGAGCCGGUUCAGUAUCCUUCAUCAGCAGAGCUGGGCAACCUGCUUACUGUUGAAGAGGAGAGGAAGAGGAGGAGUCUGGAGCUGAUCCCGCUGACGGCCCGCAUGGUGAUGGCGCACCUGGUCAACCACCUGGGCCACUUCCCGCUCCGCGGGGGCCCGGCCGUGCUGCACAGCCUGGUCAGCGAGAACCACGACAACGCGCACGCCGGCGCGGCCGAGCUCUCCCCCGACGUGUUCAGGAGCCCCGGCCUGCAGCUGUUCGUGUUCAACGACAGCACCCUCAUCUCCUGCCUGCAGACGCCCGCGGACGGUCCUGCGGGCGGCUCGCCAGCGGGCGCCCUCUCCGACGUGCGGGUCAUCGUGAGGGACGUCUCAGGGAAGUACUCUUGGGAUGGGAAGCUGCUCUACGGCCCUCUGCAAGGCUGCUCUGCACGCGAGGGCAGAAGCCCCUCUCUCCCGAUCUCUGGCUGGCCUCAUCCAGCCUCCGGACCUCAGAAGGAGCUUUCUCAGGCAGAGGAGGGAGAGGAUGUCCUCGACCAGCUGCUGGAAAACAUUGGUCACACGAGCCCUGAAUGCCUUUUACCGUCACAGCUAAAUCUCAACGAGCCUUCCCCACCCCCGUGUGGGAUGAGCCGUGACCAAGAGAAGGAAAUCAUCGAGGCCAUCUUGCGCCAGAACGCCCAGGAGGACGAGUACGUCCGGAGAUGCAACUCCAGCUCCGCCAUGAGAGUCCCCAGCCAGGAGCAGCCGCCCGCCGUGGGGCCCCGGGGGGCCUUCUACUUCUGCAGGCUGUUGCUUGACGACUUGGGAAUGAAUUCUUGGGACAGAAGGAAGAAUUUCCAUCUGUUGAAGAAAAAUUCAAAAUUACUGAGAGAGCUGAAAAAUCUGGACUCCCGACAGUGCCGUGAAACGCACAAAAUCGCAGUGUUCUACAUCGCUGAAGGUCAGGAGGACAAGUGUUCCAUCCUCUCCAAUGAAAGAGGAAGCCAAGCUUAUGAAGACUUCGUUGCCGGCCUUGGAUGGGAGGUGGACCUGUCCACCCACUGCGGCUUCAUGGGCGGCCUGCAGCGCAACGGCAGCACCGGCCAGACGGCCCCCUACUACGCUACCUCGACCGUGGAGGUGAUCUUCCACGUUUCCACUCGGAUGCCCUCCGACUCGGAUGACUCGCUCACCAAAAAGCUCCGGCACUUGGGGAACGACGAGGUCCACAUCGUGUGGUCUGAGCACUCCCGGGACUACCGCAGGGGCAUCAUCCCGACCGCCUUCGGGGACGUCUCCAUCAUCAUCUACCCGAUGAAGAACCGCAUGUUCUUCAUCGCCAUCACCAAGAAGCCCGAGGUUCCGUUUUUUUGGGCCCCUGUUUGAUGGUGCCAUCGUGAGCGGGAAGCUACUGCCAAGCCUUAUCUGUGCCACGUGCAUCAACGCCAGCAGGGCCGUGAAGUGCCUCAUCCCCCUGUACCAGAGCUUCUACGAGGAGCGAGCUCGGUACCUCGAAGCGGUAAUUCAGAACCACCGGGAAGUCAUGACGUUCGAGGACUUCACAGCCCAGGUCUUCUCCCCGUCCCCCGGCUACUCCCUCGGUGGAACCGAUUAAAGAACCGAAGGGUCUCCCCGCAGGAUUUGAACAAGGACCUGGCCACCGAGAUGAGCCUCCGGGGGAGGAGCAGAAGAGGAGAUGUCCCUUCCCCACCCGAACCCCCUAACCCAGACUCUGGGGAUGCUGCGGCUCUGCGGGCGCCCUCAGCGUGUCUUCCUGUUCCCGGGCUUCUGAAGUGAGAGGAGCCCCACCAAAGUGCUGCAGAUCGGACUUUCCAGCUGGCAGUGGCGUCUCAUGUGCCUCGGGCUUUGGAAGAAGAAAAGAAAGGGCUCCCCCCCAACCAGCGAUGAGCGCACUGUCAUGUGGCGCCGGGGGUGGGGGGGCUGCCCGCCGAGGAGACAGAAGGUUCCGGGCUCUGGGGGAGGGUGGGGGGCAGCCGGCUCCACACCCCGGCCGGCUCCUCUCGUCUGUAAGCCCUCCCUGCUUCGCCCAGGGGCCCGCAAAGCUCCUGAUGUUGCUGCAGAGAGGUUUUCCCUGCCUUGGUGUUGCUGGUGCUUCUGUGAGGAUUCCUGCUUUACUCAAAAAUUUCAUCAUCGUGGAAAUUGGCUUUCCCUCGGGUCCGGAGCCCAGGAGAAGUUUUACCUCCCCUGCUGUGUUUCCUUCCACCUGGUUCCCGCCGCCCGCUACCUCCGGAGAGGCUUCCUGGCCCUGGCUGUGCCGGGGUGACGGUGAGGCGCCCAGCAGAGAGCGCGCAGGUGACCAGAAACGGAGGGUCCUGCCUGCAGAACCCCCCGCGGGUCAGGAAGCCGUCCAGGCGUCCGUGUGGCCUGGGCGCUGGCCUGAGACAGGCCCCUGGAAUGUGCAUCCGCCUCCAGAGGCCUGGCCCACGCUGGCGGCCAUGCCGGCUGCCCUGAGGGCCUCACACCCAGGUCCCGGCUCCCGGAGUGUCGGGUGACAGAUCCCCAGAAAGGGGGCUGAGCCCUGCUUUUUACCCAUUCAGCUCCAAGGAAGCCCGGGUGUGCCCGUUUUUUAAAAAAGAAAAGCUGAAAGUGAAAAGCCCCACCCCCCACGUGCGCUUGCCCGGCGCCCUUGGUGGGGUCAGCGAGUGUUGGGUGCAGGCCUCUGCUGGUCACCUAGGCCAUCAGGCCGUCUCCAGGGUGACAGCCUUGGGCUCAGAGUGCAGGAGCCGCCAGCUAAGGGCCCAGAGGGUCUCCAUGUGGGGGCUUCCCCGCCCUCCCCUGCCCUCUGCCUCCCAGCUCUUGCCCCCACCCGCGUGUACCCCGGCCUGCCGUGGCCACCUGCCUGGGGGUUCCUCCGAGCCCCGAGCCCCAGCACAGUGGCCACCUUCACUGACUGUCAGCUACCCAGUUGGUUUGGCUGGGACCUGACCUUUGCAGGAGAAACAGGCCGACCAGGAGCCAGCCUUGCUCUGGGGGCAGCGAGACAGGGUUGACAAGGCCAUUCCUGUGAGAAGGAGGGGACCCUGCAUUCUGGAGAGAGCUGGUUUCUCUGCUUUCCAGGGGCCUGCGGGUGGGGCUCGAGGCCCCCAGACCGGGGCAGCUGGAGCGCUGUCUGCACCAGAGAGAACCAGAGACGUUUCCCAGGCCAGCGUCGCUGGGGGCUCAGUGGUAACAUGAAGGUGACCGGAAGUGGCAGCGUUUUCUGUUGCCAGCAAAUGUCCCGAUUCCUGUUUUCCUCCGCACCGCCCCCACCCCCAGGGUGCAGCGACGUGGGCUUUCUGGCCGCACCGCUUGGCCCACGUGGCUCAGACUCGACACUGCUGUGCCGUCUGCUGUUUACAGAGCUCCCAGCCCUGAUUCCGGCAGGAGAGCAGCCCUCGUUCCUGGGCUCCGGAGUCCCACCUGGGCUCGGAAGUUACAGCUUCUGGGGGAAUGUUUCACCUUCAGGCUCUAGAAGAUCCCCCAUUGCAGAAUUCCUGAAUUUGGUCAGUGUCAGGACUAGGAAGGCCUAUUAAACUCCCCUGGACUUUGCUCCGUGGUUCCGUUUUCUCUCUAGGAACCAAUCUCCCCGACCUGUCGUGGGAAAGUCAGUUGUGGGUAGCAGGUAAGUAGAUCUUCCUAGAAUCCCUGAGGAUUUUGACAACCUCGUGACCCCAGGUGACAGCCAGCAGGUUCACGGCUACUCUCAGUAACAGCUUUGGCUUAGAGAUUUGGAACUGGGGAACAGGGAGUCUGACAACCAGGUUUGCUUGCAAUCACGUGGACUUGAAUCAUUUUUGUUAUUUGGGGUGGAAAAUUGAAAUGAUCAAGUUUGUUCUUUUCUCAGAAAAGCAAAUAUUGUGCUUCUGUAAUAAAUGCCUUUCAGCAAAAUUGCAAAAGCCGAGGAUCACUCAUCCGGGGGGGACCCACCUGAGUCACAGUGCUGACUCGUCACAUUAGUAGGUCAGCCGUCUGUAAAGAAAAAUGGCCCUAAUUGGCCCAAAAUGGGUAAGACUCGCCAGCCUCCAGGCAGGGCCAGCCCAGUCCCUCUCCUCUCUUUGCUGAUCUCCACCUAAAGCAAAGCUGGUGUUCAGUAGUCCCACUGAGUAGGUUUUCAUACUUAAAAAAAUAUAUAGUAAUUCCACAAAAUGAUGGCAUUUUAAAUAGUGAAACCUUACUCAGGCGUGAGGAUCUCAGCUUGGGGGAGUGACUAGCGCAGUGGUUAAGGCCGCGCUUGCAGAGAGCCAGAGGGAAGGAGGGGCUUCAGACUUGACUCUGUGCGCGGGGCUGAUGGAUCCGCCUCCGCCUCACCAAGGAGACGGUGCGGGUGUGCAGACACGGCGGGUCGCGUCUUCCUGACAGUCCUCGGGCGUGAACCCCGCGCUUCCUGUCCUGUCCUAUCUGUGUCUGGAGGUCUGAGGGAUUCUUCCACGCGCACUGCGAUGUCUCACGCGUGGCUGUGUUACCUUUUGUAGCUACUGAAGGGGGUCUGUUCGCAUCUGCAGGGAAAACGCAGCAGGAAACAGCCACGUUCUCGUCGCGCUCAGUAUGGCCCACACGUGAAACGGAUGCUUUCCUCUGUCUUCAGGUCUGCACUAUUUAGUACAUGCACAUAAGGGGAAAAAAUUGAGAAAUACGGUAAAUUAAGUUAUAGUGCGUCGUUUGAUUUUUAUUUUGCUUCUCUCGUUAUUUAAUUUUCCUAAUGCUCCACAUCUGGGCUUAGACGGGCCUAUCACCCACUUUGCAGGCACGUGUGGGCGGGGCCGCACCGCGGGGGGCGGGGCCCAGGCUCCCUGGCGACCGCUCAGACUCUCCAGUUUAACCUCUUCCUGUCUGAUUUACUGUGACGACUUAAUAAAGUAGAAACAGCA
Vicugna pacos (alpaca) is the source of this 8430-nucleotide messenger RNA. The record is from RefSeq and is a predicted model, not a curated record. Lineage: Eukaryota; Metazoa; Chordata; Mammalia; Artiodactyla; Camelidae.